This is a messenger RNA of Colletotrichum aenigma, 744 nucleotides long. RefSeq lists its product as uncharacterized. The record is from RefSeq and is a predicted model, not a curated record. NCBI's taxonomy places the organism in Eukaryota, Fungi, Ascomycota, Sordariomycetes, Glomerellales, Glomerellaceae. The coding region runs from base 1 to 744 and encodes 247 amino acids. The transcript has a single exon.
AUGAGCAGCACAAUUUCAUCCUCAAAUAUUAUCAGCACACCUGCUGUUACGACGACCGCAACACCCACGUCCUAUUCUGCAUCCCCUUCGUGCACAGUCGGUGCAGAGUUCGCGCUUCAUAUUAUCAAAGAGGAAUCAGACCUGUGCCAGAAUAUGCUCCAAGACCCAUACUUCGAGCCUCCCAACUACGACAUCAAAGGUCUCCUCCAAGACCGACGUCCUGUUGGCGUCGGCAUUGAGCGGUAUCCUGAUUAUUACCAGCGAGAUGACAGCGUACCCAUCAGCUAUGGCGGCGUCGAAGGUCCCCCUGGAUCUAGUAUGAGAUGCAACAUCCUUGUGCACCGCGGCUAUAUAAAAGCCACCUUACCCGGCGCUUACGAGUUUCUCGUGACCGAAUCCCCACGCGAGGAUGUCAUGUUUGUGUGGUUCGGCGACAAGGCUAAGUCUGGGGCCUUCAACGCCAGUAACGCCGAUAUCGUCGUGCCGAACGAUAGCGGGUGGCUUUACCGCUUUUUCGUUUAUUUCAGGGACGCCUCUGAGUUCAUACCUUUCCGCAUGUUCUGGUCCCAUGGGAAGGGAACACCUGGUAGCUUCUCCGUGGGAAUCUUCCCAACGUAUCCUGUGGGCCUAGACGAGGACGUGGAGCCUGAAAAUCCAGUUUUCUACUCGAACUGCUCUGGUAGCAAUAGCCCUGCUCCGGCUUGGCCUUCCUGGGAAAGUGAGGACUACUCCGGAGGAAACUGA